UCCCAUGAAUUUGAUAUUCGGUGAUGCAUGCUCUGGACUGGUGACAUAGCUCAGCAGGUUGGAUUCGUAGAACUAUGAUAUGCCACUAAUAGCCGGGGGAAAGGAGAGUGGAUAAAUCUUGAAAUUUGAAUGGUCGCAGUGGGUUUCCUGCCCUCAUUGCCGCCCUCCUCGCCACCUCCCGGGUCUGGGGAUGCAUCACGCGCUGCCUAGCCUUGUGAGGGCGUGCCAACAGGACAGCAUGACACUUUAAUACACGACUGUGGAAUCAGACAAGCAAGAUGGCGAUGCAGUCCCACAGGCUGCGGGAGAUGGACCAGCAGCAGCAGAGGCCCCUGCUGCAGAGCCACGAGUCGCUGGUGUCAGUGGGGGUCGGUGGCGGGGGCGGGGGCCUCUCGUCGGAGCCGGCGCAGCUGUGGUUCAUCCAGGACGGCUGCGGCAUGGUGUGUGCCUUCAUCACCUGGUUCCUGGUGCUCUACGCCGACUUCGUGGUGACGUUCGUCAUGCUGCUGCCGGCCAAGAGCGUGUGGUACGCCGUGCUCAACGGAGUCCUCUUCAACGCCCUCGCCGUACUGGCCCUCACCUCGCACCUCCGCACCAUGCUCACCGACCCGGGAGCCGUCCCCAAGGGCAAUGCCACCAAGGAGUACAUGGACAGCCUGCAGCUGAAGCCGGGAGAGGUCAUCUACAAGUGCCCCAAGUGCUGCAGCAUCAAGCCAGAGAGGGCACACCACUGCAGUAUCUGCAAGCGCUGUAUCCGUAAGAUGGACCACCACUGUCCCUGGGUCAACAACUGUGUAGGGGAAAACAACCAGCGCUUCUUCGUGCUCUUCACUAUGUACAUUGCCCUCAUCUCGGGCCAUGCUCUGGUCCUGAGCGGCUACCAGUUUGUGAGCUGCGUGCGUGUGCAGUGGAAUGAGUGCAGUGACUUCUCCCCCCCGGUGACUGUGAUGCUGAUGAUCUUCCUCUGCCUGGAGGCCCUCCUCUUCCUCACCUUCACCGCCGUCAUGUUCGGCACGCAGAUACACUCCAUCUGCAACGACGAGACCGAGAUUGAGCGUCUGAAGAGUGAGCGUCCCACGUGGGAGCGGCGUCUGCGUUGGGAGGGCAUGCGGGCGGUGUUCGGGGGACAGCCCUCGCUGCUCUGGAUCAACCCCUUCGCCGGCCUCAGACUACGCCACCUGCUGGCCACGCGCGUACGCAAGACUGGCCCCGAGUUCUCCGUCUGAGCCACACACACAGACGCAGACACUACUUAUACACACAGACACACACACACACACACUACUUAGCUGCCUUUUUAUUUCUGUCUGACACACACACACACACACACACACACACACACACACACACACACCCCUAUUGCUGCCUUUCUUUUUCUGUCUUUCAUGAUCUGUCUCUGUCUGUCAUUCUCCCAAAGUUACUCUUUCUCAACCUAGAUGUAGUCUUUCUGACUGUCUGUCUAUCUUUCUGAUUGUCUGUCCAUCUUUCUGACUGUCUGUCUAUCUUUCUGACUGUCUUUUUUGCUCUUCUGUCUUAUAUUCUUGCUUUUUGCACACACACACACACACACACACACACACACACACACAUCCAGUACCUACUUGUCUCACACUACCUGUGGACUCAGGUGUGAGGCCUGUAAAAUGAACUAAUGCUGUCGCGCGCGAGGUGUUGUGAGGCACAGACAACUCAGUAGUCCUGAGGAGUUGGACAUGCCGUACAGUACAGGCACAUAACAUACACAUGUCAGCAGGUACACACAGUGUGCACUCUAUACACACACACACCACACACACACACACACACACACACACACACUCGCCUCUGUGUCACAGCUUUACAGUCCCACUCUCCUCUCAUAUGAAGUCAGGAAGCUGCACUUGUGGAAAACAAAACAAAGACAAGCAACACCCAAGAGACACCAUGGUGUUAUACAAAAUGACUAUACCAGGAAGUGUAUUACACACACACACACACACACACAUGCACAUUCACACACACAGACACAGACACACCAUUGUGUGUGGGUGCUGACUUGGUGCUGUGUUGGACCUAGAAGACUCCUCCCACAAUCCUGUGGAAAUGCUGUACUUCCGCGACACACACACACACACACACACACACACACACACACACACACACACACACACACACACACACACACACACACACACACACACACACACACACACACACACACACACUGGGUAUAAGAAGGGAACGGCAAUCAGCUGCAAUCAGAAGACUGUCAUCAUUAUUAUUAUUAUUAUUGUCAUAAAUUUGUUUGUUUGCUGAUUUUGUUUUGUUUUUUUAAUUAGUGUGUUUGGGUUUUUUUUAUCAUUGUGAAGUCAAUGUAAGUUGAGGUUUUUUUUUUUAAGUGCAUCUCUCAAUCUUGAAUCAAAGUCCUAUCCUCUCCUCGUGACUGCUGGAUGUGGCGAUGCACUGAAAAUUGAAAAGUGCGUGUGGGUGUGUGCGUGCGUGCGUGCGUGCGUGUGUGCGUGCGUGCGUGGACGGACAUGUGCGUCUGAAAUCUGGAAUGCCCCCUGUAAGAUCUCAGUGACAUCCUUUCUGUUCUUAAGGAUUAAGGAAAAUCACACAGACUGAGGGUCACUGACAGUGAUGAGAGCCGACAUGCAUAGAGGAGAAAAGAAGGAAAGAAAGAAAGAGAGGAGAGAGAAAGAGACAUUAAUAAAAGCUGGACAGAUGGCAGAGUAUUUGCCCUGACCGUAUCUCCUCUCUGCCUUGCCCCUCUUCCCUCUCCUCUCCUCGUCCUCCUCUCCUCCUCUCCUCCUCUCCUCU
This is a messenger RNA of Engraulis encrasicolus (European anchovy), 2799 nucleotides long. Its product is annotated as palmitoyltransferase ZDHHC7-like. The record is from RefSeq and is a predicted model, not a curated record. Bases 279 to 1226 code for a protein of 315 amino acids. NCBI's taxonomy places the organism in Eukaryota, Metazoa, Chordata, Actinopteri, Clupeiformes, Engraulidae. Gene Ontology annotation, molecular function: palmitoyltransferase activity. The transcript is spliced from 8 exons.